Molecule: messenger RNA, 2841 nt
Organism: Funneliformis geosporum
Lineage: Eukaryota; Fungi; Glomeromycota; Glomeromycetes; Glomerales; Glomeraceae
Source: the annotation of a GenBank genome assembly
AUGAACAAUUCAAAAUCUUAUAAACCAAUUUCACUUCCCAUAAUAGAUCUCUCGCCAUUAGAAAACCCCUUUUCAUCAUCCAAACUUUGUUUAGACAAUAUUGCAACAGAAAUUCAAAAUGCAUGUACAAAAUAUGGUGUAUUCUACAUUACUUGUUCUUCCUUCCAUACUACAGACCAGAUAAAUAUUAACGAAGCGUGUCAGCAAUUUUUUUCAUUACCUUCUGAUAUAAAGUCCUCACUUUCAAUAAAAUCAGGUGGAUUUACACGAGGAUAUAUUGGAAUGGGUGGAGAAUCUGGUUCACAUAGGCUAGAAGUUAAAGAAGCAUUUUCGUAUGGCUAUGAAUGGGAAAAUAACGAAGCGAAAUUCGAGAAUCUUUUGCAAGGACCAAAUGAAUGGGGAAACUUAGUAAUAAAAUUAGGUACAGAAUGGAGAACAACAUUGAAUCAAUAUUAUAAUAAAAUGGUUUCGUUAUCAGAGUUGGUUGUUAGAAGCUUAGAGCUUGCUUUAAACAUUGAAUUAAAACAGCAUUGUGUUGGAGGGGAAUCCAUAUCUCUUCUAAGGUUAUUUAGAUAUUUUCCUUAUAAACAUACCGAUGAUGAUAAAAGUGAAAAUGAAAAGAUUGGAAGUUCCCCACAUACAGAUUGGGGAUUUUUGACCUUAGUAUCAGAAUUAAACGAUUCACAAGGACUUCAAUUAUUUCAUGAUAAUCAAUGGUGGGAUAUUCCUUAUAAACAAUCCUCGAUUGUUGUCAACUGUGGCGAUUAUCUUUCAUUGCUUACGCGUGGAAAAUAUAUUUCUCCGUUGCAUCGUGUUAUAAGUGAUGGGACAAAUGAAAGAUAUUCUACCGUCUUCUUUUAUUAUCCAAAUUAUGACGCGAAAAUUCCUUUAAUAGGUAAUAACAAGGAAGAAUUGGAAUUCAAUAAAAAAGAAUUAAGUAUUUUUAAAGAUCAGACUGUAUAUAAUGAAGAGUGCGAUGCUAAACUCCCAAAGGAUUUGUGCUUUGGAGAGUAUAUUACACGUAAAUGGGAUCAAGUUUUUCCUGCUGCAACUAGUGAAAACCUCACUAAAGAAAACUGGGAUCUUAUAACAACAUUAUGUGAAAAGACUGAAAAAGGUGGAGAGCAAGGUGCUCGCGAAUGUGUAGCUGCUAUUCAAAAACGGCUGCAACAUAGGAAUCCUAACGUUCAAGGUUUUGCCUUGACGCUUUCGAAUUCUCUCGUCAAAAUGUGUGGUAUCAAUGUGCAUAAAGAAAUAUCUUCUCGUAUGUUCACACAAACAUUGACUCGUAUAUUGCAAGAUAAGAGUACGCAUGAAACCGUAAAAAAUCGAGUACUUGAUUUGAUUCAAGAAUGGACUAAUGAGUUUCGUUCCAAUGAUACUAUGGGUCUUAUGGAAGAAACUAUGAAUAAUUUACGAACACAAGGCUUCCAUUUCCCUUCACCAGAAAAACCUAAGAAAGAAUUAAGCGAAUAUGAACUUGAGAAACAAAAAAAGGAAGAGGAAGAACAAGUUCAAUUGGCCAUGGCACUUUCUCUUUCAGAAAAAAGUGGACAACGAAUUGUUUCCACCACAACUCCCGUAUCUUCAACCGCAUCACAGCCUCUAUCGCAGCCUCCAUCGCAACCUCCAUCGCAGCCUGUAUCACAAAGUCAUAAUUUAUCUCCUAACGUCUCCAAGGUCAAAGCAUUAUAUGAUUUUGUUCCUACUGAAUCAGGAGAACUUGGGUUUUCCCGUGGUGACGUUAUCACUGUAUUAGAUAGCGUGUAUAAAGAUUGGUGGCGUGGUGAGUUGCGUGGUAAGACAGGUAUUUUUCCUGUCAAUUAUGUAGAAAAGCUUCCGGAACCCACUGCCGCAGAUAUUGCAAGAGAAGCGGAAAUUGAAGCUGCUAUUUUUGCUGAAGGUCGAAACAUUGAUCAAUUAUUAGAGUUGUUGGCAGGGCUUGAUAUUACCAAAGAUAGCGUCACAGAUAAUGAUCACAUUCAGAAUUUGUAUAACAACACUUUACCGGUUCGGCCAAAAUUGAUGAAAUUGAUCGAGAAAUAUAGCCAAAAGAAAGAUGAAUUAAUUGCAUUGCAUAAAAAAUUCAUUCAGGCUACUACAGCUUACGAUAAACUUAUGGCCGAAUCUUUAAAAAAAUACGAGGCAUAUAUAAAUCCAAACCCACAACCUCAAUUUAAUUACCCACCCGCGACUACUGGUUAUAAUGUUCCACCUGCUCAUAAUUAUCAACAAAAUGCUGGUGGAUAUGCUGAUUCAGCAGCUGCGCAUGGUUAUUAUAACCCACAACAACAUUUCCAACAGAUAUUUCAACAAACAGAAAAAGCAACUUCUUAUCAAACACCACCACCACCACAACAGUAUUCUCAACAAUUUCCACAGCAGGAUGUUGUAGCAAAACUUAACGCUUAUCAACAAGCAAACCAGCAACAAUAUCCUUCCACCCAACCUCAACAAGACAAUGUAAAUCAACAACCACCUAAUAAUUAUCCCACACAGUAUCCAUCUCAAGAUUAUUUACCACAAGCAGAUGGAACUGCUGGUUAUCAGGCACAAUCUUCAGCUUCCCCUAAUCCUGAAAUUGUAGCUACUACAGGACAAUCAUCUGCUAAUUAUAAUACUUAUAAUACUCCCCCUCCAAAUUCUAAUAGUAGUAUUACAAUAUCAUUAGCACAGAUAUCACGACAUAUUCAGGGUUUGCCAGAACAACAAACACAAUCUGCUUACCCACCAAAUACACAACAGCAACAACAAUAUCCUCAGCCAAAUUCAUACUAUAAUGCAUCACAAGGCGCAUCAGCUCCUUAUGGUACUCCUGUUGCUCAAUCUGAAUUCGUUUAA